Theileria equi strain WA is the source of this 669-nucleotide messenger RNA. RefSeq lists its product as hypothetical. Gene Ontology annotation, molecular function: tRNA dimethylallyltransferase activity. The coding region runs from base 1 to 669 and encodes 222 amino acids. Gene Ontology annotation, biological process: tRNA modification. NCBI's taxonomy places the organism in Eukaryota, Apicomplexa, Aconoidasida, Piroplasmida, Theileriidae. Gene Ontology annotation, cellular component: mitochondrion. The record is from RefSeq and is a predicted model, not a curated record. The transcript is spliced from 2 exons.
AUGGCUUGUGGAGAGGAACAGGUUGACGCAGAAAAGCUCUAUGAAGACGUUGAUUCUGAAGCCUUGCACGAAAAGCUGGCGGAGAUCGAUCCUGCAAGAGCCCACGACCUUCAUCCAAACGAUCGCAAAAGAGUAGUACGCAGCCUGGACAUUUACCAAAAGUAUGGCAUUACACACACUGAGCUGAUAAAGAGGCGGAAAGUUGAAAGGGAAAAUAGAGGAAUAAAAUACAAUGUGCUAGCCUUUAUCCUCCAGUCUGAUCCUGAGAUUCACAGGACCAGGAUCAAUGCCAGAGUGGAUGAAAUGCUCAAGAAUGGUAUUCUCGAUGAGCUAAAAGAGCUGGCUACCCUCGCAAAGGAAAACCCAGAGCUCAAUUCAAGAAAGGGAAUCUUCCAAAGCAUAGCCUACAAGGAGCUCAUGCCUAUACUAACGGGUCAAAACGGAAACAUUGUCACAUCCCCGUCUUUAGACCAGCUGGACCAAUGCAAGACUACUCUGGAGAAUAAAACAUGGAGGUAUGCGCAGAGACAAAAGACUUGGAUCAAGAACAGAAUCGCCAAGAAUGAAGAUCUAAAGGUCGAAAUUGUAGACGUGACCGAUUUGGAUACUUGGGAGCAGAUGAUGGACAAGAGUGCAGACCUUGUGAUUGACCAUUUGGAGGCUCCAUGA